This is a messenger RNA of Hibiscus syriacus, 2061 nucleotides long. RefSeq names its product pentatricopeptide repeat-containing protein At2g45350, chloroplastic-like. Gene Ontology annotation, biological process: RNA modification. The coding region runs from base 103 to 2019 and encodes 638 amino acids. Lineage: Eukaryota; Viridiplantae; Streptophyta; Magnoliopsida; Malvales; Malvaceae. Gene Ontology annotation, molecular function: RNA binding; protein binding. The record is from RefSeq and is a predicted model, not a curated record. The transcript has a single exon.
AGUUUUAUUUUUUUUCCAAAUAAUAUCUAAAGAUGAUAAUAUCCAAAAAGCCUGGGGACACAAGUUCCAUUGUAGAAUCUAAAACCCAGAAAGCAGAGUUCAAUGCUUAUCUGUGCGAAUCUAAACCAGCCUUGGAACUCGCCGCUGCCAACUGUACUUCUUCUCCAGAAAUGCAAGUCUUCAAACGACGUGAACCAAAUCCACGCCCGUUUGAUAACAACCGGUUUCAUCAGAAACCGAAUUAUCACCACCAAAAUCGUCCUCGCUUUCUCCCCUUCACCGUUCACUCCUUUAGUCGAUUUUGCUCGCUUUGUCUUCUUCAAGCACAUUGCUUUUCGCUCGCCUGAACACCACGGGGAAGACCCUUUUCUUUGGAACGCUGUGAUAAAGUCGUAUUCUCACGGGCGUGACGCGCGGCAAGCUUUUGUCAUUCUCCGUUUGAUGCUUGAAAACGGGGUUCCUUUGGAUAAAUUCUCGUUGUCUUUGGUGCUUAAAGCUUGUUCUCGAUUGGGUUUAGUGAAGAAAGGAAUGCAGGUUCAUGGCUUGCUGAGGAAGCUGGAUUUUGGGUCUGAUUUAUUUUUGCAGAAUAGUUUGAUUUCUUUGUAUGUACGCUGUGGGUUUAUUGGAUAUGCGCGUCAGUUGUUUGAUAGAAUGUCUACACGGGACUCUGUUUCAUAUAAUUCGAUGAUUGAUGGGUAUAUUAAAAGGGGAGUGAUUGAUUCAGCAAGAGAGUUGUUUGACUCUAUGCCACUUGGGGAUAAGAACUUGAUAACUUGGAAUUCCAUGAUUAGUGGUUACACGCAGUUGAAAAAUGGGAUGGAUUUGGCUUUGGAAUUGUUUGACAAAAUGCCUGAUAGGGACUUGAUUUCUUGGAACUCAAUGAUUAAUGGGUUUGUAAAGUGUGGAAAUAUGGAAGAUGCCCAGGAUUUGUUUGAUAAGAUGCCGAAACGAGAUGUCGUCAGUUGGGCUGAUAUGAUCAACGGAUAUGCUAAAAUAGGUAAGAUUGAUCUAGCUAGGUCUUUGUUUAAUGAAAUGCCAGAAAGAGAUGUUGUUGUGUGUAAUGCCAUGAUGGCUGGUUAUGUCCAAAAUGGAUAUUGUGCGGAAGCUUUGGAAAUAUUCUAUCAUUUGCAAAGGGAUGGUCAUUUGCAACCUGAUAGUACCACAUUGUUGAUUGCUCUUUCAGCAAUUGCACAGUUAGGGCUUAUUGACAAAGGGUUGGCACUAAAUCACUAUCUAAAGCAAAAGAAGUUCUCUAUGGGUGGAAGACUUGGGGUUGCCCUAAUUGACAUGUAUUCGAAAUGUGGGAGCAUAAAGAAUGCCGCGUCGGUUUUCGAGGGUACCGAAUUCAAGACUGUCGAUCAUUGGAAUGCUAUGAUUGGUGGGUUAGCCAUUCAUGGCAUGGGUGAAUUGGCUUUCAAUUUGCUCAUGGAUAUGGAAAGGCUAUCUGUAGAGCCUGACGAUAUCACAUAUAUUGGGGUGCUGAAUGCUUGUGGCCAUGCUGGCUUGGUCAAGGAAGGUCUGAUUUGCUUUGAUAUCAUGAGAAGAGUUCACAAAGUGGUACCGAAACUGCAACACUAUGGAUGCGUGGUCAACAUCCUAGGCCGGGCGGGGCUGGUAAACGAAGCAAGAAAGUUUAUCGAGGAAAUGCCUAUCAAAGCUAACGAUGUGAUUUGGAGGAGUUUGCUAAGUGCCUGCAAAAACCAUGACAACAUCAAUGUUGCAGAACCAGCAGCUAAGCGGUUAAUCACACUGGACUCUUGUAAUUCGAGUUCUUAUGUACUUUUAUCCAACAUGUAUGCUGGCCUGGGUAUGUGGAAUUCUGUUAGUAGGGUUAGGUUGAUGAUGAAAGAAAGAGAUCUGAAGAAAAUUCCCGGUUGUAGCUGGAUUGAACUAGAGGGAACUGUUCAUGAGUUCUUUGUUCAAGAUAAGUCCCAUCCCCAAGUUAUGGAGAUCUAUUCUUUGUUGGAUAGUUUUUCAGCAUCCAAUUCAAGAGUCGCACCUUGUAUGCUACUGAAUUAGUGUAACAUAAUUUUCAAUUACUUAUUCAAUAACAUAUUGAUA